Messenger RNA from Cantharellus anzutake, 2616 nucleotides. RefSeq lists its product as uncharacterized. Lineage: Eukaryota; Fungi; Basidiomycota; Agaricomycetes; Cantharellales; Hydnaceae. The coding region runs from base 297 to 2441 and encodes 714 amino acids. Gene Ontology annotation, molecular function: electron-transferring-flavoprotein dehydrogenase activity; flavin adenine dinucleotide binding. Gene Ontology annotation, cellular component: cytoplasm. The record is from RefSeq and is a predicted model, not a curated record. The transcript has 10 exons.
GAAGGGUGCGACGGGAGAGGAACUGAAAUUCAUAAGCGAGAAAAUCAUGGGUACUUAACAACUCACGAAUCGUUGUUUGAUUUCUCGAGUUGUUUUGAUCCUCGUGAGAUCCGCCGGGACUCGGAAUCGGCCUUUACCGAUUGAGUCUGUUCCGGAGACGACCGAAGCUGAAAUAAUCAGAUAAGAUGAGUCACAAUGAAUUACUUGCUCACCGCUCCGCGGGCAUAAAGUUCCCUCCCCAAUAAAACCACUCAACGAGGCUACCAUUCCCCCGCUCCCUUACCACCCUUCAGACCAUGUCUUCAGCAGCAUCGUCAGCAACAGACAUCCCCACCGUUUGCAUCUUGGGUGCUUCGUAUGGAGGCCACCGAGCUGUCCAAGUCCUCGUUAAUAGUCUUCCUCAUGGCUGGAGAAUUGUUGUCAUCGAGCGUAACACGCAUUGCAAUCACCUAUACGUCUUCCCCCGUAUAGCCGUCAUACCAGGGCACGAACAUAAAGCUUUCAUACCCUACACCAACAUCUUCAAAACAUCCCCAACACUCACCACUCCACAAACUCCACUGGCCGAUCCGUCUUCACACGUCCUCAUCCACGGUCACGUUACGGCGGUUCACCCCCACUCCGUUCGAUACAUCUCCCUCGACCAAGGCGCUUCGUUAGAGGAGCGUCAAGUCAGAUUCAAUUAUUUAAUCUAUGCACUAGGAAGCCAUUUACCAGCACCCAUCAAUAUUUGGAGCGAAGAACCUCUGAAGAACAUACCCAAGCUCCGAAAAAAAUAUUCACUUGGACCACCUACCCCUACAGGCUCUCACGCCCCCACAACAGCGUCAACUCCAUCUACACCAUCAACCAUAGCUUCUCGUUCUCCCACAAAUUCGCUGUUCUCAUUUGCACCCACAAUAAGCAGCGAUUCUAGUACGAACGCCACGAGCACACCGGCACAGCAUGCUCCUCACAACCGCGAACACCACCAUCAUAUCCCAGCGUCGAUUCGUGCGCUUGGAGGAUUGACGAUCCCUUCAACACCUUCCCCAUUCAAUCACGUUCAUGAUCAGAGGCAUUAUACCCGUGUUAAAGACGAGAAGUUUGAUGAAGAGCUAGAGAGACGACUCAAGAAAUUGGCAGUCCGGCCGGGCCGUAAUUCUCCUUCGUCAUCAUUUUCAUCCUCAUCCGACCUCGAUUACGAAGAAGCAAAAUCAGAGAAAGAAGAUGACGGACAACCCUACGUCCUAAAUGCAGCUUCCAUUCUUCAACAUGGUACCAAGCCCGAAGGCCUUUUAUGGUUACGUUCUGCGCAGGAAAGAGUGAAGAAUAGUGAAAGUGUAUUGGUGAUCGGAGGAGGUGCAUUAGGUGUACAGUUCGCGACGGAUAUCAAAGGAUUUUACGGAGAAGGGAAGGAAGUGACGCUUGUCCAUUCCGGAGACAGAUUGUUGCCUAGAUUUGACAAGUGGAUGCAUGAACAAAUUAUUGUUCAGUUGGAACGGCUUGGUGUCAAAGUUUUGUUGUCCUCUAGGGUGGAUCUGUCGAGCAAGACGGAACGGACGCUGAGGACCUGUGAUGGACGAUUGAUCAGUGCAGAGUUGAUCCUCCUUUGCACCGGUCAGAAACCAAACACCUCCCUCCUCUCCAAGAUAGCCCCCCACAGCAUUAACCCUAGAACAGGUCUUGUUACUGUACUCCGCUCGAUGCAAAUCGGCUACUUUGAGCGACCCACUCCCCCUCCUGUUCCUUCUAUUCUCGACGACGCUCCGCUUGCGGCCGGUUUCACCUGCGCCAAGGGAUUACCGGAGGAUGAAUGUCUGUGUAGGGGGAGUAAUAGGUUUAAUUUUAAACUUCCAAAGGGUUUGGCUGGGCCUUCGGAUUCCCCAUCCCAUCAUUCUAUUGUUUCUGGGAACCUCUCCAGCAGUCCUACCACCACCCUCGCCACCUCUGAUAUAACGAUGGGAGGAAAUUGGGGCGGUGACGCCGCCGAUGCAUUUGGGGCGCUCAAUGCGGGCCAUACAGCUUGGACUCAGGCGGAGGUCGCUAGUAGGAAUGUGAUAAGGAUGAUUGAAAGCGGUGGGAGAGCAAAGGUUGGAUCGAAGCCCCCUUGUCAGGACAGAGUUCUGGAGAAGGGGGCGAAUCUCGAUGAUGGACCUCCUUCGAUGCCGCUGCGGAUCAAAUUGACGCCCAUGGGGAAUCGGAACAAGAUUUGGCCCCUCGAUCCUGCCGCUUCCGCUUAUGACUCGACGUCGAGACGUUCACAGGAAACUGAAGACAGAGAACUUCCCGAACUUGAACACUAUAUAGCCCCGCCACCCAGUAUCAAGAUUAGUAUUGGACUUGACAAAGCGAUUUAUCAAUCUAAAGGCAAUGUUGGAUUCAAGGGGCCUGAGGAGUGUCCCAUUGAUUUAAACGCGGGGGGAUGUGGAAGAGGAGGGGGUUGGGGACGGAUGAUAUGACGAUUUGAGUCACUAUUCUGGUGAUCUCAGUUCGGGCCGUGGUGAAGUAGCCUCCGUCUGAAAAGGUGAUAACUUAUUUUGCUUUCUUGCUACAUACAUUACUUGCUUUCAACCUGCAAAGCACAAACUACCAUCCAUUUGCUCUUAGAGCACGUAGAUCGUGUUAGGAUGUUAG